This is a messenger RNA of Humulus lupulus (European hop), 2357 nucleotides long. Its product is annotated as cation/H(+) antiporter 5-like. NCBI's taxonomy places the organism in Eukaryota, Viridiplantae, Streptophyta, Magnoliopsida, Rosales, Cannabaceae. Gene Ontology annotation, biological process: regulation of pH; proton transmembrane transport. The transcript is spliced from 2 exons. The record is from RefSeq and is a predicted model, not a curated record. Gene Ontology annotation, cellular component: membrane; endomembrane system. Gene Ontology annotation, molecular function: antiporter activity. Bases 537 to 1001 code for a protein of 154 amino acids.
CUGCACAGUACUUGCUCAGUAAACACUUCGAGCUCGACAAGCAAGAGAAUCUCCAGCUCAUGUUUGUGCUAACGACACAUUCCUUGAUGUCAUUUCCAGUCAUAGCAUCUAUCGUUGAAGACCUGAAGAUCUUCAACUCGGAGCUCGGUUGUCUAGGUUGUCGUCCUCGAUCAUAAGUGACAUACUUGGUGUGAUUCUCACGGCUCUAGCCACCCUGGCCAAGUGUGAGACAAGUCCGUAGGGUUAGCUAUUUUGGACUUUGUUUACUGUUGUUGUCAUCUACGUGGGCAGACCAGCCAUGUGUGGAUGGUCAGCCAAACCCCAGAGGGUAGGCCAGUGAAAAAAGUUUUCGAUCAUCAUUUUGGCACUUCUGUUCUCUGCCAUGCUAUCGAAUUGGUAUCACAUGACACUUGUUUUUGGGCCUAUGAUAUCGGGCCUUGCUGUCCCAGAUGGGCCCCCAUUAGGGUCAGCUUUGGUGAAGACGUUUGAUCCUUUGGUGUCUAGGGUGUUCAUGCCUAUAUCUUGUGACUGUGCCCAUGAUCAAAGCUGACCCACAUGACCUCAAUCUCAACACCAAAGUGUCUAGAGCCAAUGCGCUUCUUGUGCUUGUGAUUACUGUGUCCAAGUUUGUCUUCUCGUUGAUACCUCCAAAGCUUAGUAGGAUGCCUUUUAAGGAUGGCUUGGUUAUUGCCUUUAUUAUGUCCUAUAAAGGGGUUGUGGAAAUGGCCUCCUAUGGUAUUGCCAGAGAUAGUAAGGUUAUAGAACUGGAGGUGUACUGUUUUGUGAUGGCAACGGUUUUGGUGACUGCAAUCGUGGUGCCAGUAUCCGUGCGUUACUUAUACAAUCCCAAGAGUAGGGCUGUGCAGAAACGAUUCGAUCCAAUAACAAACCGACCGAUCCAAUGUCAACCGACCGCUAAAAAUUGGAUAUCCAAUUAUGAUUGGAUUGGAUCGGAUGAUAUUUUUAAAAAUCCAAUAUUGGAUCGGUCGGUUCUUGGAUGACAUGUAAAUCCAAUGGAUCCAACCGACCGAUCCAAUCCAAUAAUGAUCCAAUACCAUCCAAUUAAUAUUCAGAUAAAAAAUAUAUUAUAUAUUGAAAUAAUUUUUUUUUUUUUAUAAAAAAAUCAGCCUAAAUAAAGGUUUUAAAAGAUCGGAUGGAUCCGAUCCGAUCCAACGGAUAACCAAUGGAUGGAACCGAACCGAUCCAAUCAUCCAUUGGAUCGGAUCGGAUCGGUUGGUUCAAGAUGAUUGGAUCGGAUCGGUUCCAAAAAUCCAACAUUCAAUUGGAUGAUUGGAUCGGAUCGGAUGGGCUUAAAAACAUUGGAUGUCAUCCAAUGAACACCCCUACCCAAGAGGAAAUACGCAGGCUAUCAAAAGCGAAACAUCAUGCAAUCCGCCACCAACGACUCUGAGCUCCGCAUCGUCGCGUGCAUAAACAGACCGGACAACACCCCAGCCAUCAUCAACCUCCUCGACGUCUCAUGCCCCACAGAGGACAACGCAAUCUACGUUCUCCAUCUCAUCGAGCUCGUCGGCCGAGCCACGCCCGUCUUUAUCUCCCACCAACUUCAGAAGAAAACACUCUCCAAGCGCAUCGUGGACACUCGGAGACUGUCGAGUCCAUGGUGUCAAGACAAGUGACGUACCGCGUUGCUAUGGUGUUCUUGGGCGGUAGCGACGAUAGGGAGGCUGUUACGUUCGCCAAGCGCAUGGCCAUGGACUCGUGCGCAUAACCUUGACCAUCAUCCAUUUUGUGAGCGUGAAUGAGGACCGGGAACUCAAGCAGUGGGAGAAGGUUCUUGAUAAUGAAGUGCUUAAAGAUAUAAUUCAGAGUUAUGAUCGAGAUAGUGAUGUUGGUCAUGGAAAUGUGGGUUAUGUUAAGGAAAUGGUUAAGGAUGGAACUGAAACGGCAAUGACUUUGAGAUCCAUGGCCGAUGAUUUUGAGCUGUUUAUUGUUGGAAGACGAUACAAUCAACACUCUAUACUAACUUCGGGUCUUGAAGAAUGGAGUGAGUUUCCUGAACUUGGUGUUGUGGGAGACUUGCUUUCCUCCACAGAUUUCAUGAGCAAUGCUUCUGUUCUGGUUGUACAAAAGCAAAAACUUAGUAACUAGCUGUGUUUAUAUGAUUCAAGGUCUUGGGGUGAAAUGAUCAUAUUUAAAUUUUGAUAUACAUCGACUACAAAUAAGGUUAAACAACGUGAAAUUGAAAUUAAAAGAAUACAUAUGUAAAACACAGUUAAUUACCUUUUAGUUUGUAGGAUUUAAAUGAAAAUUGGCAUAAAUUGGGGCAAUCCCUACACGGUCUAUCUUGAUUUGUAUUUUAGACUAAAGAAUAACCAUGAAAUAUAAUUGUAAAA